Molecule: messenger RNA, 2361 nt
Organism: Akanthomyces muscarius
Lineage: Eukaryota; Fungi; Ascomycota; Sordariomycetes; Hypocreales; Cordycipitaceae
Exons: 2
Coding region: 1-2361 (786 amino acids)
Cellular component (GO): fungal-type vacuole membrane
Molecular function (GO): oligopeptide transmembrane transporter activity
Source: RefSeq, a predicted model, not a curated record
AUGGACAACGACUCGUCACUUACAGGCCAAAAGCCUGUUCUCGCCGACACGCAUAACGAGCCGGAGCUUGUACGCGAUGCACAGGAGCGGCAUAAUGCUAGCGCCCAGCCCGGUACCGACGCCACUGGUGAUGCCAAGGUCUUGUCGGAAAGCUUCGCCAAUGAGAAGGAAAAUGGAAUGCAUGAUGUGCAACCCGGCCUGCACGAAGAAGACGAUAUCUCAGAAGACGAAGCCCUUCCUGAUGACCUAUUCGUGCCAUUCCCUCCUUUGAAGGGCGUCGCACCCGAAGCGAGUCCUCUUACAGUCCGCGCUGUGCUUAUUGGUAUCAUUCUUGGAUCGCUCUGCAAUGCCUCCAACGUCUAUCUCGGUCUCAAGACAGGCUUUACCUUCCCGGCGACCAUGUUUGGUGCCAUUUUCGGUUACGGUAUCGUUACCCUUCUCACAAAGGCUUUCCCUCACAUUUCUUUCCUUGGUGGACGCUUCGGCCCCCAAGAGAACUCGAUUGUCCAGGCUGCCGCCACUGGUGCAGGUGGUAUGAGCGGUCUGUUCGUCGCCGGUUUGCCUGCCAUGUACCGACUCAGCCUGCUUUCCGACAACCCCAAAGGCGACUUUACCCGCAUCCUCACAUUGACGAUUGUUUGCGCCCUUUUUGGUCUGUUCGCCGCCGUGCCUCUCCGAAAAUUCUUCAUCAUCAAUGUUUCGCGCGAGUUAAAUCUCGUCUUCCCUUCCCCAACUGCCACUGCCGUCGCUAUCCGAUCGAUGCACUCCGUCUCAUCUGGUGCAGCCGAUGCUAUGAAGAAGGUCAAGGCUCUCUUCUAUGCAUUCACCGGUGCCUUCGUCCACAUUAUCGUCUCCCAAUAUGCUGACGGCAUUCUGCACAACUGGCACAUCUUUUCAUGGUUCUAUAUCUGGAGCGGUUACUCCAACUGGGCGCAAAAUAUUGAUAACUGGGGCUGGUACAUCCAGCUUACCCCCGCCUUUUUUGGAUCUGGCAUACUUGUUGGUCUCAACACGGCUCUGUCCUGGUGGGGAGGUACUGUCGUUGCCUGGGGCUUGAUCGGACCUCUACUCGUUCACUAUGGCGAGUGUGUAGGCACCCGCCCUUAUCUAGAGGCCGAGGAUCCAGUCAUUGCAGAGAGAUGGGGUGUUGUUGCCAACUUUGGCAAGAUGACCGGCAUGGACCAGCCUGGCUGGAAAGCUUCUCCUCGUUACUGGAUGCUAUGGCCCGGCGUGAUGGUGCUCCUUGUUUACUCGCUGGUCGAAUUCUUCAUCCACAUCCGCGUUAUUUGGGAUGGCAUUCUCUUUGCGUUCCGCGAAAUGUCGGUGAGCAUCGACGGCGCGCUCAAGAAGCGUGGUAAGACGAGUGCGUUCUUCGAGAAGCAGGCCGGCAAGGUCAAUGACGAAAAUAGCCUUACCAAAGACUUUGCCACCCCCGAACAGCAGGUGCCCGUCUACGUGUGGCUUCCUGGUACCAUCACUAUGAUGGUUGUCGCCUGCCUUGUUUGCCACUUCCAGUUCCAGAUGAAUGCUGGUCUAGCAAUUGUUGCAUGCCUUCUCGGUAUCAUCUUUGCCUUUAUGAGUAUCUAUGGCGGUGCCGUCACUGAUGUUACUCCCCUGACUGCUUCCUCUAAGGCCUCUCAGCUCGUCUUUGGUGGCAUUACCAAGGGUACCGAGAUAAAGCAUGCUCAGCGCAUCAACUUGAUCGCUGGAAACAUUGCCACUGGAACGGCCGAUGUCGCCACGUCUCUUGUUAGCGAUUUCCGUGUCGGUUUUCUCCUGCAGACACCCCCUCACCUCCAGUUCUAUGCUCAGGGUAUAGGCGCCAUUGUUUCCAUCUUUCUGGCACCAGGGAUCUUCGUCCUCUUUAUGGCUGCUUACCCCUGUGUCUGGGAUCCCGCGAAACAAGAUGGCACAUGCCCCUUUGCAGCUCCCUCCGUUGCUGCUUGGGUGGCUGUUGCCCAGGCUGUCACUAUGCCGAACGUGCCCAUUCCGCUCAAGGCCGGCAUCUUCGCCAUUGUUCUCGGAGUAUUCGCAGCAUGCCAGGCUCUAUUCAAGAAUUUUUAUCUAGUAGGCUCUCGCGCCAAGUACCGUGCCUAUCUGCCCAACUGGAUGGCUAUUGGUGUCGCCUGGGUCUUAGGUCCCGACUCUGGAUAUGCUAACGCUGUCCUGUUUGGAUCCAUCACUGCCUGGUGGUGGAGAAAAUAUUUCCGCAACAACUUUGAGGCCUAUGGCUUCGCCAUCGCUGCCGGUCUUAUUGCUGGCGAGGGCCUCGCUGGCGUCGUCAACGCUGCGAUCACUCUCGGUGGUGCUGACGGCGAAACGAAGGGUACGCACGCUGCUCUUCCGGGACAGAAGUGGUGA